UCAGCAUGCAGCGCUACCUUGCAUAAUUGGUUUCAAGAUGGCCCUUGUGGAGACUCUACCGCAAGCUCACUGGCAGACCCCCUCAAAGUGCUCUCCUGUGUUCUGAGAUUCGCUAGCAAGCUACUUCAUUCCGAUCCGGAAGCUUGGAAAAAUGUCUGCCGUGGACGAAGACGUUGACAUGGAUGCUCCCCAAAUCUCCACUCUACACGAGGAGAAUACCCCUCCGCCAACGCGAACGUCGAAGUUUAGGGUGAAGCUGUUGGUUGGCGAGAAGAAGAAUAAAGGGAAGGGUUCACCUCCUAGCGUAUCAGUAGCUGCACGCAAGGGCGCACAAUCUGGACCGACCCCAGUUGCAAGCGACGAAGAUGUCGAAGAAGAGGAUGAGGAAGACCAAUUAAUUUACGAUGACGACGGACCGGCAACGUCUACUGUUGCUACCACUAAUACUACUGUCGGAACAAAGCGAAAGGCGCCUGCUAAAAAACCGCGGCCACGCAAGAGUGAAAAACAAGACAAGGACGCUGACAAGACUGAACCCCAAGAGCGCGGUGAACAGCCCGAAGAACCAGCUCCAAGCGUGGCCGUUGUGGAGAAGGCACCCAAGAAGAAAGCUGCAGCUCGCAAAGCCCCCGCAGCUUCCAGAGCGAAAGGCAAAGCAACCAAAGUGUCAACAACCUUGACAAUCCCUCCUGUGGAUGAUACCGCAAUGAGUGAAACUCAUACUAUGACAGCGCCUUCAUCACCACUGCCGAUGGAAGGACAAGAAACUGGUCCUUCUCCAGAUGCGGGAGAGGCUGAACAGCCGCAACCCCCAACUCCCGAAGGACCUGCGGAGAUAUCUCCACUUCCAGUCUAUCCCCUUCCUUCGAAGCCAUUCCCAGUUCAGCCGCCACCCAAAAUCGGUACAGGCUUUGCAUCCACACUACCCCUAGAUCGUAGCGGAAUCAAAGCACGCCGGUGGAGAGUUGCCAAUCGUGAAAUUAGGGGUAUAGCAGGGGGCCGCUGGUUUGCACGUUCGUGGGUCGGUGACAAGGAAUCCGAGCUCGCGACGGCGGCGGCAGCUGCCAAGCACGCUGAAGGAGACAAGAUUGCGGUUCCAAAGGCUGUGACCUCGAUUUCCGCGCCCGGGGGGAAGUCAGGAAGGGCCAAAGCACCUCGCGGUUCGGCAGGUAUAUCUGCAGCACCCUCACGUUCUGAGUCUAUAGUUCCGGAUCUGCACCCUACCAAAGCUCCGACCAAGAUGCGGAAUGUAGUAGCUGGUCCAGCUUCAGAGGCCGGUCACGAAUCGGACGCCACAACUGCGCCUGAAUCUGCCAUUCAUCUCAUGGAAUCUUAGCCAUCUUGACUAUUUCGUUGGUAUUUUGGUUGUGCUGACAUUAUUUAACUUACCGUUACUUGGACUGUGCUUCAUCGUCUAAUCUCCCUUUAAAGAGGUUUUGUUCAAGGUUUAUUUUGUGAACACGUCAUUACCCUCCGCGCAGGGGUGAAAUACCAAAUUGAGUGACGUGCAGUAUGGAGGGCU
Molecule: messenger RNA, 1522 nt
Organism: Pisolithus orientalis
Lineage: Eukaryota; Fungi; Basidiomycota; Agaricomycetes; Boletales; Pisolithaceae
Exons: 5
Coding region: 152-1336 (394 amino acids)
Source: RefSeq, a predicted model, not a curated record